Molecule: messenger RNA, 1522 nt
Organism: Ylistrum balloti
Lineage: Eukaryota; Metazoa; Mollusca; Bivalvia; Pectinida; Pectinidae
Exons: 2
Coding region: 136-1200 (354 amino acids)
Molecular function (GO): protein binding
Source: RefSeq, a predicted model, not a curated record
CUGUCAAAAGAUUGACAGUGAUUUAUAAUUAGGCCUAUUGUAUAAAACGGCAACCAUGAAAAGACAGAUGAUGAACUUUCUGGACCUUGGGUAAACUGUCAUCACGUUCCUGACACUUUGUUAGAAUGAUGUGGCAUGAUGGGUAACCAGAAUGUGAAAGGUCAUCACCUCUGGCCAACAAGUUGUAUGCCAGGUAUCAACCGAAACAUUGAUGCAGAUGUCGCCUUGCCAAGCAGUGGAUCAGAGGAUGAGGGUGAUGUUGAUAAUGCAACAUGGCGAGAACUUGAAAAUGCUGUUGUCAACAAUGAUGGAGAAUGUCUAGAUCAAUUGAUUAACUGUGGUGCAAAUAUCAAUACACCACUGAAUGAAAAAGGAGAAACAGCUUUGAUUCUGUCAGUGAAACUUACCCAUUUACAGCUAGUUCGUAUUUUACUGGCACAAACUCUGUGUAAAAAGAACUGUUUGAAUGUCAAUAACUGUUCAGCAUUAGACCUUGCUGUUAUAACUGCCUUCGACAAUCGUCUGGAGCCUCGCCAUACAUUGGCUUGGCAGAUAAUCAAGUGCCUUAUGGAGGCCAAUUCUGAACCAGUCUGUAAAGAUGCUAUGAUGUAUGUUGUACGAACUGCCUUGAAAUAUAAUGAUGAGUUGUUUCUUUACAGGCUUAUACAGGCAGCCAUUGAUUGUUCAAAGUCAUUCAAAUUCCAUGAGCUUCUUCUUCAGAAACUACAUAGACACCAACCAAUUUACAUGGACAGCAUAGACCCAUUGUUGAUGAAUGCUUCAGACUUCAGCGUGAAACUAGUACGUUAUGGUUUACAUGCUGAACUGGAAUAUGUGGUGAAUUCCUUCAUGUACUACCUUGAAUCUUACUGGGAUUCCAAGGAGAACAAGAACAGUGUACUGCAGAAGUUGAUUCUGUAUGCUACAGCUGCAGGCUGGUGCUGGUCUCAGCAACAGAUAUCUCACAUACACCAAGUGAAUCCUGCCGUGGGGCGAUGGUGUAGUCGCCAGCUCACCCAACCUCUGUCUUUAGGACACCUGGCACGCAAGACAUUUCGUAGAAGUCUUGGAACUGCUAUCUCAGUCACAAUUAGCAGUCUACCGUUUCAGCUUCCUGAAUCUCUCAAGUUGUACCUUAUUCUCAAGGAUGUUGAUGAAAUCCUGAACAGCAGGAUUCCAAUGAAGGAAAUAUAUCUGUAAUCUUUUCAACCAUUGUGUUUUACCAUUUUGGUUAUAUAUUUUGUAUUACAGUCUGGUUAACGGUUAAUACUGCAGCAUAAAAGAUAGCAUUGAAGUGUUUUUGAUUCCCUUAUUUUGUAUACAAUGUAACAAGAAUAUACAAGAAAAAACAAUCAGUAUUGUAGAUUUAGUUGAAUUACACAGAUAGUUACUUCAAAACAUAGUGCAUUGAUAUAAACCUUAUUAGAAUUUUGAUAUAUCUAAUAAUUUGAUAUCCUCGUUGCAUGCAUAUGAUAUAUUGCUUCCUGUCUUUUUUAUGAUACUUAAAAAAAGAUGAAGAAAA